This is a messenger RNA of Scaptodrosophila lebanonensis, 1225 nucleotides long. RefSeq lists its product as uncharacterized. Lineage: Eukaryota; Metazoa; Arthropoda; Insecta; Diptera; Drosophilidae. Gene Ontology annotation, biological process: regulation of DNA-templated transcription. Gene Ontology annotation, molecular function: DNA binding; DNA-binding transcription factor activity. The record is from RefSeq and is a predicted model, not a curated record. The transcript has 3 exons. The coding region runs from base 170 to 1225 and encodes 351 amino acids.
ACAUAAAUACUAUACAAUAUUAAAACAUUUAUUAUAUAGGUAGUAAUUUCAAUAAAUAACGAUUAUUCCUUUGGAAUUUUCAAUAAAUGUUAUUCUUGAUCGUCGUGAGUGUUAUGAUAUGAUAAAUGUGAAUUAAGGUGCUAAACAUUACGAAAAGCCGCUCGAUAUAAUGUUUCCCGCCACCUUAGAGAUUACCGCCCAGCCCUCUCAGCGUCAUCAUUUUCGCUAUUUAAGUGAAGGGUUUCGGGCUCCGCUACAAGCCUCGGAAUUAAGAUUAGAAACUACUGAGCCAUUUCAGAGUCCAGUUCAGAUUGUUUGCCAAUUGGUUCAAGAGUAUGAAGGUCACGAUGGAUACUUCGUAUCGCCAAACACGCUGCAGUAUAUUGGCAUUGCUCCCAAUUCUGAAGUGGGCGGAAAAACAAGAAAGAGAAAGAAGCCAGACUUAAACUUCAAUUUUGAGCCGGUUCGCAAGUGGAUGACGACUAUUGAUAGCACAGGAAUGAAUUUCACAUUUAAAUUGGCCGAUUAUUGCAUUGCUAAGACAAAGCAUACGGACAUCAAAGAAAAUGUAGAGAAACUGAAGGAAAGUAUAACUCCGGAAUUGGUUCAGUUGCCACCGGAUGAUGUGAUUACACAGAAAUUUGGUAAGGAUGUGACGGUUUAUUUAGCAUUCACUGCUUUUACUGUCAAGGACGGGAAUCGGUGGAAAAUCUGUGAAACAGUUUUCUCAAAUGGAAUACUCAAUGCGAGCGAAUCAGUAAGCAUUAUACGGUGCUUCAACGAGAAAUUAUCAUUUGAAGGUGAAGAUGUGUCUCUCUUGCUUUCUGAUGUUAAAAGAGAUUAUCAGAUUAAAUUGUGUAAUGAGGAAGGAAAUUGGGAGUCAGCGAUUAUCAAACCUAACACAACUUUUAAGAAACUAAAGACGAAUAGCAUUCUGGCCUACAAAGUUCCAAAAUAUGAUGGUCCCAACUCAUCAAUCGAAACUGCGGUCCCAUGUAAGCUAAUGCUUUACGAUGGCGAUGAAAUAUUGGAUGAAACGAAAGUAAGUUUUGUCCGGUAUGCUACAACAGUAAGUGAUGGCAAAUGCAGUGGGAAUGCACCAAUUCAAGUUGAUUCUGAGAUUGAGCCUUCAACGAAGGUAGAGGUGACAAGUAUAGAAAUAUUGCCACCAUUGUUCAGUCAUGAUUCAAACAACAAUCCGAGUAUUGGGGAUCAACCAAUAUAG